This is a messenger RNA of Thunnus maccoyii (southern bluefin tuna), 603 nucleotides long. RefSeq lists its product as uncharacterized. Lineage: Eukaryota; Metazoa; Chordata; Actinopteri; Scombriformes; Scombridae. The transcript has 8 exons. Bases 1 to 603 code for a protein of 200 amino acids. The record is from RefSeq and is a predicted model, not a curated record.
AUGAGAUACCGAGGGAUGAAUAAUGCAGAUCAAAUCAAAACAAUAUUCAAAAUAACAACACCUGAGACAGCGCCAAAAUGUGGCCUCUCCAGAAUCUGUCCACCUGACCAUUUCGCUAUACAUAUCAGAAGUGGAGCCGCCAAUGUUGUUGGGCCACACAUCUGUUUUGAGGGUAAAAUCAUCAUGGCUCAUCUGUUGAAUAAUGUGGGACCAGGACUGAACAUUGUGGUCAUAAAUAGUGAAAAAGGAGAUGUGGAGAAAUUUGGCUAUCUUAACAUGAAAAUUGGAAAACCAGAAGACAUCCUGGCGUACCUGAAGGAGAUUGAAACCGGAAUGAUUGUUAUGGUGGCAUCAUAUGACGACGUGACAACAAAAAUGACAGAUGAAAUGAGGGAGAUAUUCGUCGGAAUGGGAAGCACUUUGAUCAAGUCUGUAAAACGCAGAGAUAACUGGGUGUUUGUAGGAAAAGCAGGGAUGAGAAACAACAGCUGCUUUGAGAAGCAAGCUGUUAAUGAUGAGAAAACCAACAUUUACGAAGGAUGGCCCGCGACGGUGGAGGUGGGCGGCUGUUUCCCCCGAGGCGCUGAUGGACAGAAACUUUAA